Molecule: messenger RNA, 1969 nt
Organism: Gigantopelta aegis
Lineage: Eukaryota; Metazoa; Mollusca; Gastropoda; Neomphalida; Peltospiridae
Product: radial spoke head protein 3 homolog
Exons: 9
Coding region: 117-1370 (417 amino acids)
Cellular component (GO): cilium
Source: RefSeq, a predicted model, not a curated record
UCAAUAUUUUGCUGGUUGGUGACAGCAUUUGUUAAUAUAUUUACUUUCAUUGUCGAUUACAUCUUAACAUAAUUAUUCUGUGAACAUACAUCUAGAAAGCACAACUAGGCCUAAAAAUGAAUGCCGUUCUUCCUCAAAAACCCGAUGCCGGGGGUACAUAUACGUUUGCAAGUCAACCAAGAGCAGUUCAACAGAGAAAAAAAUACCGGGAUCCAUUACUGCAACAACAGAACCAGAACUGCUAUCAGUAUGGAAAUAUUAUGUAUGAUAGAAGAAUUGUCAGAGGAAACACAUAUGCUCAACACACAUUACCAGCGAGUGCACAACCAGAUCCCAUUGAGAUUCAACGACAGCAGGAGAACAGACGGCGGGCACUUGCAAAGAAACGCGCUAAGGACCAGCUGCGUCCGAGGUCCCCGGACCCUGUGGAGGGCCGUAAACACGUGGAUGUCCAGACAGAGUUGUACCUGGAGGAGCUAAGCGACCGCGUCGAGGAAGCAGACGUCGACUGCCAGACGGAUGCAUUCCUCGACAGACCGCCCUCGCCCCUUUUCAUCCCAGCAUGCACCGGCAUCAGCGUGGAAACGCAGAUUCUCGAAGGAGAUCUGUUUGACUUUGACCUGGAGGUGAAGCCAAUCCUGGAGGUGCUGGUGGGUAAGACGGUGGAGCAGGCCCUGCUGGAGGUGAUGGAGGAGGAGGAGCUGGCCAACCUGCGCAAACAGCAGCGCGAGUUCGAGGAGCUGAGAAACGCAGAACUCGUCGAGCAGCAGAGACUGGAGGAGCAGGAGAGGAGGCACCGUGAGGAGAAGGAAAGAAGAAUGAAACAACAGAGAGAAGUUUUAAUAAAAGAAAAAGAAACUGCCGAAAAAAUAGCUGCUCGUGUAUUUGCCCAGAGUUAUUUGGCAGAUCUUGUGCCUUCUGUAUUUGGAACCUUGUCAGACAAUGGGUACUUCUACGAUCCGGUUGAAAGAGAUGUGGAGCAGGGUUUCAUGCCGUGGUUGAUGGAGAGAGUCACUGACCAGCUGGAGAAGUCAGAGUUGGGCCGACUCGUGCUGGACGGGAUGCUCCGCGAGGUCACCAGGAACCGACUUGACCUCUACGAGAAGCUCGAGGAGCGGCUUCGGCAGCUGACACUCAGCAACGAGACGCCACAAGCCGUCGCCGACGAGGGCGACAAUAUGACGUCAGAACAGCUGCUGGCACCCGCUACAACAACAGAUGAGUUUCCAUCUAUCAUUUCUUCUAUUGAAUCAAAACUGGAUGAGGGCGACCAGCCUCCGGUGCCGACGAGCGAGCAGGUGGAGAAGAAGGAAGUGGGCGAGGAGGGAGAGCAAGCCGCAGAUGACGAUCCUACUGGUACCGAGGAUUGAACCAGCUCACCUUCAUUGCUCACCUAGUGAACAAACACUGACACUUGCACGACCAUACAGUGGGGGAUUGGCUGAUGUCAAACGUAGUGAUUGGGGGGACUUGUUACUGUCAUUUAUUUCUCCUAUAUGUCAGCUCCAAAGAUACUACUUAUACCAAUAAUUAAUAUCUGAUAUAAUAUAUAUAACGGUUUUUAGUGGGGGUUUUAAAGACAGUUUUGAAUGUGUAGUGUGUUGCCAUUUACUUAAAGUAUGUUAUUAUGCCUAGAGGAAGGAGGGUGUUCAGCAUUUCUUACGAAGUUUGUACGGGGGAAGGGGGUGUGUAUGGAAGGGGGGGGGGGGGUUUCACUGACAGCAUACAUAAGCCAGAGUAUUAUAAACUAAAGCCAGUAUGUACUCUAGAUAAACUUUUAAAUCCCAAUAAAAUGUCAAGUCUGUUCAAAACAUUUAAAUAAACUUGACAUGUCUCAAAAUUAUUGGUGUUAAAUAUAUGUAAUCUAAGGUCCUAAUUGUGUCCAAUGUAAUUUUUAGCAUGGAAGAUCAAUACAUGGGGAAGGUGCAUAAUGAUGAAAUAUAUAAAAGGUGGAUGUGGGGGUGUGUGU